Molecule: messenger RNA, 5918 nt
Organism: Diabrotica virgifera virgifera (western corn rootworm)
Lineage: Eukaryota; Metazoa; Arthropoda; Insecta; Coleoptera; Chrysomelidae
Product: borealin
Exons: 6
Coding region: 181-1017 (278 amino acids)
Biological process (GO): mitotic sister chromatid segregation
Cellular component (GO): chromosome, centromeric region; chromosome passenger complex; spindle midzone
Source: RefSeq, a predicted model, not a curated record
AGUCAUCUUGAAUUUGAUUGUUUGACGUUGUAUUAUUUGAAAGUUAUGUUUGCUUUUCUAUUUUAAUUCGGAAAAUCAUUAACGAAUUAUAUCCUAAAAGAUUCAUUAAACUGUGAUGAACUGUUAACCUGUGUGUGGACGUCUUUUUUAUUAGUAAAAACUGGUUUAAAGUGUUUUAAAAUGCCGAGAACUAAAGCAUACAAUAAAAAACCAACAUCAAAAUUAGAUGAAGAAGCUUUCGAUAGACAAUUUCUUCUAGAGAUUUUACAUAAACUAAAGCAAGAAUUCAUUGAUUUAAUUGAUGUAAAAUUUCGUUGUAUGUUGGAAGAUGACAGAAGAGAAAUUAUGAAGCAAUUUUCCGAAGAAGAACUAAAUACUAAAUUAUGUGACCUGGAUAAUGUGUUAGUUUCACAAAGUCAUGCAAGUAUAAAUUUAACGCGCAAACAAGACCUUUUAAAUUCCACGAAGUCUGUAAGGAAAGGAGGAAAACGACUGACGCGAAGUUCUUCUGCCACAGAUGAAGGCUACUUAACAACAGAGAGUUCAAAUUCAGUUGAUAGGAUCUCUAAACAUCAGCCUCGAGCCAAAAGUAAGAAAAUUGAGAAGAAAACUAGAACUAGCACUAGGUUAUCAAGGUCGUUGUCCAGAAGUCAUACAGAUUCAACCGGUCAAAAUUUCUUAACACCAGCAAACAAGAAAACUCCACCAAAUGUCUAUGGAGUUGUUACACCUAAGUGUAAACCAAACACGCCGCACGUUCUACUACGUCGACCAAAACAUAACGAAGUCGCCCUAUCUUUCCAAGGCAGUCCAUUACUCACAGCUGCCGUAGCCCCAGACGAAUUUGCCAACAUCAACAUACCCCUUAACGAUGGAAGUUUACUAAGCUUGCGACCCCAGAAAGGCCUAAGACUGUCACAGAUACCCAAAUUUGAUAUGGAUACUAUGAGGCAAUUGCAGACAUUAAAAGACCACAUUUCAAUGGUGUUGGGCUCGUCUCAAAACGAUUCAUAUUAGUUGUAGGCGAUUAUUUUCCCAUUAUUUUUAGAAUAAUAUCUGCUCUAUUUCAAGCAAUAAGUACAGUUGAUUAUCUAUUUAAUUUAUGGCAUUGAAAUACGAAUAGUUUGCUUAAUGUUUGAAAUCGAUCAUAUCCAUUGGAGACUACCAAAAGUAUAACGUAAAAUUAUAGAAAUUUACGUGAUAGUCAUUUUAAAUUAUUUUUUUAAUAAAUACGUUUUUGUUCUUCUUAAGAUCAACGAUGGUUAUACAGGAUAUUUCUAAAUAUGUAUCACAAACUUUAAGGGGUUAACAUGAAAAAAUAACAAUUUGCUCUAUAAACAUAUGUCCGCAAAUGCUUCGUUUUCCGAGAUACAGGGUAUUGAAAUUUUUCUUACAAAUCCAAGAUUUAUUUAUUACUCUAAAACCGGUUAAGAUAUACAAAUCAAAUUUGGUGGGUUUUAAGAGGUAGUUAUUGCGCAUUUUUUGACAUACAAUUAAGAAUUUUGGAUUCACCAUUGGCGCGCUUACUGGUAAUGGUCUGAUUUGUACACCACUGAUAUAUUUCAAAUUAAAAGUCAUUUUUGAAUUCCUCAUUAAAUUUCUGACAAAAAGGCUAUCUUCCCUUUUUCUCAUAUGACGCGCCGUUCCCAUGCAAAAAAUAAAACAUCUUACCGCUUAUGAAGUAUUAGAAAUAAAUUUAUAUACAUUCAUUAUAGAAACUUUGUCGAAUACUUCGUAAGCGUUAAGAUGUUUUAUAGUCCAGGGCGGAUCUGUUUUGAGAUGAACGUUGAGAGGUGACUAAUUCUUUUGCAGAAAUUGCUUGAAAUUAACCCAUAUAAUAAUAAUCCUCCCGCUCAAAACGGUCCGGAACAUUGUUUAAAUAAUCAAAAUGUCAAAAAAUGAAGGAAAAAUUCGAUUAUUUUCUUCGUUUUUUGAUUAUAACUUUAAAAGUAUUCACUUUCGAGAAAAGUUGCACUAAAAUAAAAGUUGCGUAAUUAAAUUUCCUACAAUAUACGAUUGAAUAAAAAUUUUUAAAAUUUUUACCCUUGUUGCAAAAUAGCAAUAAUUGCGAAAAAAACAUAAAAAAAAAACAAGUAUUCGCAUUUUACAUUUUUCAACCAUUUCUGCUACACUUAGGACCUUCAUAUUUCACCCAGAAAAACUUUAUGAUAUGAUAAAACUAUACUGUAGAUUUAGUUAAGAUCGGUUCAAUAGAUUUUGCAAAAUAAAUUUUGUAAUUAAGAUUUCGCAAAAAAAAUUCAUUUUUUCAAAAUUUUGCAGGACUGAAAAUAAAUCAGAGAGCAAGUUAAAUUUUUUUUUACUAAUAGAAGAAUACUGUACCUUUCAUUUGCAAUUUGCAAAAUUAAAAUCGGUUAACUAACACUGCGUCAGAAAUUUUUUAAAAUAAACAUUAAUUUUUGGUGAUACGCGCACGACAGCGGUGUUCUAUUCACACUAGUUGAUUUCCACCAAAAUUUCUUCCAAUAUUUAUCUAAUAUAUUAUUUUUUUACUCUAUAUUUUAUUGUAUGUUCAUAUUUUAAUCUCACAAAAAUCAAACUAAUUUGAAUAUUGUUUGUGAAAAAUUAUUUAAACAAUUGCAUAUGUUUAAAAAUAAUACACUUUUAUUAAGUGUAACAUAACAUAAGUUAAAAUAUAUGAACAAAGAAAGUUUUUGUUAAAAAAAGUGCUAUUUCAAAGGACAGAGUAUGUGUUUUUAUUUUGCAAUAAACAAAUUUAUUUAUUUAUUUCGAAAUGUACUAAAAAUUAAAAUUUAUCAAUCAUUAUCAAAGGCCAUUGGAAUGACCAAUCAGGGCGAACGUAUCCGCUGUCCUGCGCGUAGCACCAAAAAUUAAUGUUUAUUUAAAAAAAAUUCUGACGCCGUGGUAGUUAACCGAUUUUAGUUAUGCAAAUUUCAAAUGAAAGGUACUGUUGUAUUCUUUUAUAUGGAAAAAAAAAUAAUUUUGAAAAAAUGAUUUUUUUACUGUAUUGCAAAAUUUAUUUUGCAAAAUCUAUUAAACCGAUCUUAAUGAAAUUUACAGUAUUGUUUUAUCAUAUAAUAUAGUUAUUCUGAGUGAAAUAUGAAGGUCCUAAGUGUAGCAUAAAUUGUUGAAAAUGGGAAUACUUGUCUUUCUAUGGUUUUUUCGAAAUUAUUGCUAUUUUACAACAAGGGUGACAAUUUUUAAAAUUUUAAGUUAAUCCUAUAUUGUAGGAAAUUUAAUUACGCAACUUUUAUGUCGGUACAACUUUUCUCGAAAAUGAAUACUUUUAAACUUAUUAUCAAAAAACCAAGAAAAAAAUCGAAUUUUUCCUUCAUUUUUUGACAUUUUGAUUAUUUAAAUUUAAACAAUGUUCCGGACCUUUUUGAGUGGGAGGAUAACUCAAAUAUUAUGUCGUAUAAAUAUUAUGUGUUAUUUAUGUCGUAUGAAAAAAGGGAAGAUAGAUUUUUUUUAUCACAAAUUGAACGAAAAAUUCAAAAAAGAUUUUUAAUUUGAAAUAUAUCAGUGGCGUACUAUUUUUGUCAUUAAAAAAUUUAUACCGUUACCCGUGUGCGCGCCAAUGGUGAAUAUAAGAUUCUUAAUUGUAUGUCAAAAAAUGCGCAAUAACUACCUCUUAAAACCCACCAAAUUUUAUUUGUAUAUCUUAAUCGGUUUUAGGGCAAUAAAUAAAUCAUCAAUUUGUAAGAAAAAUUUUAACACCCCGUAUCUCGGAAACUGUCAUAAGUUUUUCACGUAGAAUAGGGAACUUGCAUAAAAUUUUAAAUUCCAAAAAAAAUGCUAUAUAUCACAACAGAACAUAAUUUUCAACAUAUAUCAAAGAAAAAAGUUUUUUUGUCUUUCGUUUGGCCCCUAAAGACGAUUAAAAAUUAAAAUUAGAGCAGCCAGUCCAAAACGCGCCCUCGUUGGUCGUGACAUCAUAGUAUUGGAUGUCCUCGUCAUUAAUUGAUUAGGUUUAGCAGUCGUUUUGGUACAAAACGUCGUUUUGGCAACAAACUGGUAUAUAUUAUUACACUGACAUACGAUAAAUGUUAUUAAAAUAUAAAUAUAACCAUAAACAUAAAUAAAAUAUAAUUAGGUGACGUCACGGGUCGUUUGAACUAUUUUAAAUACACAAGAUUUUACAGUUGAGUCCAGGGUUCUUUACCCGUGCGUCAUCAUUUAAAGCAUACGAAAUAAGUCGGUUUACUAAACGCAACAGCAAGUGACAGAAAGUUUCCACUGCUCCGAUCACGGGUUAUACAUAUUAUAAAAUUUGACGUUAUCAAAUAAAUAGAAUGUCAAAAAAUGCAAAUUUUAGUCUAAAAUUUUGGUGUAGAAUUACAGCUACAUUUGAAGUAGCUUAAUAAAUUAUUUUAAAUCAUUAGUGAUUAAUAAAUAAAUAAAUAAUUUAUAAAAAAAUUCAAUAACAUAUUUUCUUUUUGUAAUUUUAUUCACAUUGGUGGAAACUUAAACACAACCGUUCUUUGACUGUGUGAAUGAGGUUCGUUUUGUAUGUUGUAAAAAUUAAUUGAAAAAUAAAUAAGUACACUUACCAUAAAAUUUGAAACUCCAAUAUAAAAUUAGUUGUGAAAACAACUGUUUUUGUAAUAUAAAAAAGUUCAAAAUGCAAAAAUUCAACAAGACAGCAAAAAAUUCAACAGACUGACAGCCACAAAAGUAAACAAACCAGAAACGUCACUAAUUGUACUUAAAAUCUGAAAACAUGCCCAAACGUAUUUUUUUGUACCCAUCUCUUUUCAAUGUACUGAGUCUAGACCUAGAGCAGCGGUGCUCAAAGAGUCGAUCGCGAUCGACCGGUCGAUCGCCAAAGUUUUUGAAGUCGAUCGCGAUUCACGGAAAAAAUACACAUGGAAAAGGUGGAGACUGCGCUCACUUAUGGAUAAUAUGAAGUGCAUUAACAUCCAAGUAAAAUUAAGAUGAAAAACAUCUUUACUUACAACUCUCUAUAGUUACAACGUUUUAUCAAAUAGUAAUGUGAUAUAAAGUUUUUUAUUUUCAAUUUUUUUUACUAGCAGUCGAUCGCUGGAUGCUUGCAGUAUAUGUGGUAGAUCCCAUAUGUGGUAGUGUAAGUCUGAUCACCACUGACCUAGAGCGUUCAUAAAAUGCAAACAUAUGGUUUUGCUUAAUAACAGGCGGUAGCUGGUUUGUCUUUAGUUUCAUGCGUGGAAGAGAAUGAUGCUAGAUAAAAAGUGUGUGUUUUAUCUCGCAAGGUAUUAAUGACACACUGGUAAAGAACCCUGGAGUCAAGUGUAAAUUUGUAUUUCUAAGUUAUUAUGAGUUUUUGAAGUGUGAAAUUUUGGAAAUGUCAUUUUUAAACAAAACUGAACAUUAAUAUGUAAUAAAAAAAUGUGCAAGUUCCCUAUUACCCCUUAAAGUUUGUCAUACUUAUUUAGAAACACCCUGUAUGUUGCAACCUCAAGUACAAAAAUAAUAUAUUUGACAAUCGGUACCCCCAAUAUUAAAAUGACGAAUAUUUCCUUCAAAUGACUUUAGUUGAUAUUAUUAUCCACAUUUUUGAUCUUUUUGCUCUGAUAAAAUCCUUUUUAGCUUCAUAAUUACGUUCAACAAAAUUUCAAAAAUUGUAUGAAAUUUUAAGUUUAUUUUAAAACUUUGGUUAGUCUCUAAGCUUUAAUUUUAAACGAUUUUAAUAUUAUUCUUUAAUUUUUAUGACAAUAUUAUACAGUAUUUAGUUUUAAUAAGGAUUUUUCCCAAAACCUUUUCCUUGUAACAUCUCAGCUUUUAUUAAAUAGUUCGUUGGCCAUAAAUCACAAAUUAGUGGGUUUUAUGUUUACCAUAAUGGCAAUAAUUAAUAGACUCGAAUUUGUGAUUUAGUCCUAACGAUAUAUUUUAUAAAGUAUAGUGUGAACGUUUUAAUUGUUCUCUUUGAUGUGUUUAUGUAUAAAUAAAGAAAAUGCUUUACA